Messenger RNA from Musa acuminata subsp. malaccensis (wild Malaysian banana), 2684 nucleotides. RefSeq lists its product as uncharacterized. Lineage: Eukaryota; Viridiplantae; Streptophyta; Magnoliopsida; Zingiberales; Musaceae. Gene Ontology annotation, molecular function: protein binding; DNA binding. The record is from RefSeq and is a predicted model, not a curated record.
AUACAGGGAAAAAGAAGAGGUUCGUGCAAGAGCCUCGAGACUGCCCCCUCUCGUUCGGUGGAUUCUCCGCGUGGGGUUCUCGCCUUCGCCCAACCCGCCCUAAAGGUUUCGGUGAGCUCUUCCCUGAUCUCGGGAGUCCGAUUGGAUCGUGGGCUCAAUUUGGAUUUUGUUUUGACUUUGGAGAGGAAUGAUGGAUUUCUGCGUCUCCGAUCGAUUGUUUCAUGCAAUACGAGAGUGGGGGAAAUAGUCCUGGUUUUGUGGAGGUCUUUGGGGUUCUUAGAGCAGAGGAGUGAAGGGGAUAACUUAAAGAAUUUUUCUUUAGUCGGUAUCUGGGUAAAGGAGGGUGAAUGAUGAAGAAGAAUAAGUUGAACAAGGAGGAGAUAGCGGAGGACUACUGCUUCACAUGCAAGGAUGGAGGGCACCUGCGGGUCUGCGAUUUCAAGAAUUGUCUUAAAGCUUACCAUCCUCAAUGUGUGGGUAAGGAUCCCUCAUUCAUGGAGAGUGAUGAACGUUGGACCUGUGGUUGGCAUUCUUGCUUUAUCUGCCAAAAGGCAUCAGCUCUCCAAUGUUACUGCUGCCCGAACUCUGUGUGCUACUCAUGCAUAAAGGAAGCUGAGUUUGUGCAAGUCAAGAAAAGAACAAAGGGCUUCUGCAACAAUUGCUUAAAGCUAGCAAUUUUAAUAGAAGAGAAUAUAGAUGUUGAUUCAGAUGGGGGAAAGGUGGACUUCAGAGAUACUGAGACAUAUGAGUUUUUGUUCAAGGAUUAUUGGGAAAUAAUAAAGGAUCAGGAAGGACUGACAUUGAUUGAUCUUCAGGCAGCGAAUGCUCUUCUUAAAAGAGGUGAAAAUUACAAGGGUGGAUCAGAUUCUGACAAACUUGAGGAAGAGGAUGUCGAAUCUGAAGGUGAUGAUUUGGAAAUUAAUUCUGACGAUGGGUUGUCAUUUCUUGAGGAUUUGAAAGGGAGAUGUGGUAGAAUGAAGAAACCAAUUAAGAGGUCCAGGUCAAAGAAAAAAGUGUUUAUUAGUUGGGGUUCAGUGGAGCUGAUAAACUUCCUUAUAUCUGUUGGUAGAGACACAAAUGAACCACUUACACUGUUGGAUGCAUGUGAAAUAAUAAAGGACUACAUUGAUAGAAACAACCUUCAUGAUCCAGAUAAUAAAAAGAAAAAAAAUGUAAUAUGUGAUGAGAGACUGUAUGCUUUAUUCAGAAAAAGGAAAGUGAAGUUUCAUAAGAUAGAGAGUUUGUUGGAGAGUCACUUUGCCACAAAUGAUGAUUCAGAUGAAGAAAUUUCUUUUAGCUCAGAAGAUGGUGACACAUUUGGAAGACGAAAGAAGCAAAACACAGGAUAUGAUGAACAUAAAUUACAGCCAAAGGAAUAUAAGGAAGAUAUUUCUGCAGCACCUAAAAGUUGUUAUGCUUCCAUAGUUAGGAAAAACAUAAAUUCGGUGUACUUGAAGAGAUCUUUAAUUAUGGAAUUUCUUAAAAGUCCUGAUACUUUUGAAGAAAAAGUUACUGGCUGCUUUGUGAGGGUGAAGGUAGAUCCUGAAGAUUUCUACUUUGUUCCUGAAAAGAGGUACAAGCUAGGGCAGGUCACAGGUGUUAAGAAGGCUCUACAGACAUACAAGGUAGGCACAAUGUCCACAGAUGUGGUUCUACGUGUUUCCAAUUAUCAUGCGGAUGUUCAAUUAUUUUUUCUAUCCGAUGAUGACUUUGAUGAGGAUGAGUGUGAAGAUCUUCUCCAGUUGGCCAAUAAAGGCCUUUUCAAAAGACCCACUGUUGCAGAGCUUGAAAAGAAGAUCAGAAGUGUUCAUGCUGACAUAAUGAAUCAUUGGAUUGAUAAGGAAGUUUUGAAGUUACAAAAACUGAUAGAUCGAGCUAAUGAGAAAGGAUGGCGCAGAGAACUUUUUGCUUAUAUUGAUGAAAGAGAAAAGCUUCGUACAUCUGAAGAGCGAAAGCGCCUUCUUCAAGAGAUUCCAACAGUGGUUGCUGAUAUAUCUCAAACUAAGGUGAAGACUACCAAUGGUCCACCUAUUUCUUCAGAGUGCCAACUGCCAAAAGCUGCUGAUGUCAAUAAUUCUGGCAGUGGUCAUGUAAUUGAAAUCGAAGAAGACCAUGGAGUUCAAGAUUCUAAGAUAACUGUCAAUAUGCGAAUAAGCGACCACGUUGAUGAUGAAGACAAGACAUGGCAUUAUGUUGACCCUUCUGGCAAUGAACAAGGACCGUUUGACAUGGUAUCUCUAAGGUAUUGGAUGAGAGAAGGCUUUUUCGAUGAAGAUUUUAAGGUCUGGAAAACAGGCCAGUCAAGAGAAGAUGCCAUUUUGUUGACAGAUGCACUCCGUCUAUAUCAAUAGUAUCUCCAAAUUUCUCUAUGUGCAAUUUAUUAAAGGAAGGUGGAGACUCUGCUUGGCCCAAUUGUUUUAUAGAUUUCGACAUCUAUACCCAACGACAUUUGUGAAAGGCAGGUGGAGAUAGAAAGCUGCACAUGUGUUUAGACCAAUUUAUUAAAGGCACUUGUGUUUACUGAAAGAAGUAGAUUUUGCAGCUUGCAGCUGCUGUUGCUUUUGAGUCACUGCAGUAUGCAUAGGUCAUCCUUUUAGAUUGCAGUUCUUUCCAAGUCAUGAGUUAAUGGAUUAGCAGUCAGAAUUUGAAUUUAAAGAUUAAUCAGGUGAGAUUCAACUUUAUCG